Messenger RNA from Hemisphaericaspora subhashii, 2244 nucleotides. RefSeq lists its product as uncharacterized. The record is from RefSeq and is a predicted model, not a curated record. The transcript has a single exon. The coding region runs from base 1 to 2244 and encodes 747 amino acids. NCBI's taxonomy places the organism in Eukaryota, Fungi, Ascomycota, Pichiomycetes, Serinales, Debaryomycetaceae.
AUGUUUAGAUUCGUGUCAUCAAACACCCAGAAUGGGUUAAAAACAGCAGUAUUGCUGAAAGCUAAACUCACCAAAACUACGUUAGCUCAACUCCCACCUGGACUUUGUUUACAACCGGCUUCUCAAACCACAUCAUUAUCAGCUUCAAAUUCCGUCCAAAAUCUUCAGUUUAUUAGAAAUAAGAAUUUCAGUAGACAUAACGAUGGACCGCGUUAUGAAGAUAAUAGAGGUACACCUACUCGUGUAUGGCUCGAGGAUAAAGACUUCCAAGAAAAAAGUCGCUAUAUUGAUUUGAAAAUGGCCAUUCGUAAGGCAGAUGAUUUGAGAAUGGAUGAAUUGGCAGAAUUAAAAGCAAUAAUGGGUAAGCUUCCCAAAUGGGCUGCAGCCCUCGAUUAUAUCGAUUAUCUCAGGACGUUACAAAAUAUGUCCAUUAAAUGUAGGAAAAUAAGAUUAAAUGGGAAAGAUCGAGUGGAAGGUAAGACGGCCCAAUUUGAAAACGAGGUUACUAUUCAGAAUCUAAUUCUAGAUGUUAAUGAGAUGAUUUUGGAAGGAAAGUUAGAUCACAUCCUUUCUGAUCAAUUGAUCUACAAUACAAUGACCGCAUUAAUGCAUUAUGAAUUAAAUCAGGAAGUACUUGCCAUGUGGGAAAAGGGAAUAAAUCAUUCAACUUUAGGAGAACUAUAUAUGUCUCCGAUAGUUUUGGCGGCAGUUAUUCCGCACGCUUUUGCCUUCAAAAGAUUUACCUAUGAAGAAAUAGCAGAAAUUUAUGACUUGGUUACCAAAGAUGUUCCGACUGUACCUGCUCUUUGCAGUUCUAUGGGAUUUCUUGCCCUCCAAAACGGGGAUUACGGAAGAGCUAUGGAUAUUUUCGAACUAUUAGUUGACGAUCUUAGCAAAGCAGGCAAGUCUAGCGGGCAGCACAGAGCCGCCAUCUCCAGAAUUCAUUGUGGGUUUAUAGGCGAAUGUACUGAUAUCGCGAUUUCUAGAAGUUUCUUUGAAAAAUUGGUCUAUGACUCGGAGAGUUUACCUUAUGUUGUCCAGUUGAAAGUUCCUCAAGUUAAUAGUUUCCUUAAGAAUUGUGCUGAACAAGGACUUCCAUUCGAAGAAAUCACAAGCUAUUAUAACGAUGCCUAUAAAUAUAUAUUAAGCGGGUGGGGAGAUCUUGGUGUUGGUUUCUUUAAUAAUUUGCAUGUCCAUUUUUUUGGCUCAUUUUUUAAGCAAUAUCCUGAAGCAACAGAACAGGCCAGGGAUAAGCUAUGGGAAAUCUUAGCCAAUCAUGCUUCAAUGUCAAAUAUUAUUUUAAAUAUUGUAAUUUCACAAUGUCCUUGGAAUGACCCGAAAUAUGUUCGAGAAUUGCUCGAUUCAUUUGAAUAUCUCAAUAUUAAAAAGAAUCUUGCCAGCUAUCGAACUAUCUUCAAAAAGCUUGGUGAUAUACCAUGUUCAAACCAAGAAAUUAUAGAAAAAUGGAAUGAAUUGUUAAAACAAUUGGAUGACAGCAAAUUCAAGUCCAUUCCCGGACAGGACUGGUCUCUUCUCAGACAACCUACUGUACUCUCCAAUUUCCAGGCAGAAAGAUGCAAUUUAUAUUUAGAAAUUGUAAAAACUUACAAAGAUUACAUGGGAAACGAAGAAGCAUGCACGAAGUUUCUCAAAACAUGGCGUGCUACACAACCUUCAGUCUAUGACUUAGUUAGCAGAAUCACUACGGAAAAAGAUCCUUAUUUUGGAUUUGGGAAAAUCGAAAUCCCUCAAUUUAGAAAUUUGAAACCAAGUGUUAAUUAUAGAAAGGCAACUUUAUCUUAUGUUACGCAACAUCCCGCUGGCUCAAAAGUGGACGACCUUCCAAUUGUUCCUGUUUCUUUUCCAUCCGCUUUUGCACUGACUGUUGGUACUGUUGCUAAAGAACUUGAUAAUAUAUCAAAAGAGAUCGAGUCUCUUUCUGGAAUUAUCCUCGGUAAUGGUUCUAUGAAUGCUAUUUCUAAAGAGGUUGAAAGGGUUGAGAACGAAGUUGAAUCUAUUUCAAAAGAAAUCAAAGCCUUGCAAGCAAAUUCAGUUACUAAACGAGGCAUUAACUUGAUUGCUCAAGAAGUUGAAGCCGUCGUAAAUGAAGUUGAAGCAAUUUCCAAAGAAAUUAAAGCUUCCCAUGGUAAGAGGAACGUAAAUGAUAUUUCUCAGGAUAUCGAAGGUGUAACUAAAGCACUUGGAGCAAUUUCUUUGGAAAUUGCGCAAAUUAUGAACAAAUAG